Molecule: messenger RNA, 780 nt
Organism: Helobdella robusta
Lineage: Eukaryota; Metazoa; Annelida; Clitellata; Rhynchobdellida; Glossiphoniidae
Exons: 8
Biological process (GO): axon guidance; intracellular signal transduction
Cellular component (GO): cytoplasm
Molecular function (GO): guanyl-nucleotide exchange factor activity
Source: RefSeq, a predicted model, not a curated record
UUCGUCAUAAUGGAGUUAGUUGAGACGGAAAAGGACUAUGUUAAAGAUUUGGGAUCUGUCGUCGAGGGUUACAUAGCCACCAUUCAGUCAGCUGAUCCAACAUCCUUACCAUCAUCACUCCAAGGGAAGGACAAGAUCGUGUUUGGAAACAUCCAUCAAAUAUAUGAUUGGCACAAAGAGACUUUCCAGCAGGAGAUAGAAAAAUGCUUGGAGGAUGAGGAAAAAGUUGGCAGUGUCUUCACAAGAUACGAAAGAAGGUUGUACAUGUACGUGAAAUAUUGCGAGAACAAGCCUAAAUCAGAAUAUGUAGUCGCCGAAAAUACUGAUUAUUUUGAAGACAUGAGACAGAAGCUUGGACACCGAUUGCAGCUGGCCGACCUGCUCAUCAAGCCUGUUCAGCGCAUUAUGAAGUACCAACUGCUACUUAAAGACAUAUUGAAGUACACUGAACGAGCCCACUUGAAUACGACUGACCUUGAGAAGGCCCUGAAGGUCAUGCACGUGGUACCAAAGGCGGCAGACGAUAUGAUGAAUGUUGGCAGACUCCAAGGGUUUGAUGGUAAAGUGACAGCUCAAGGAAAACUCCUAUUACAAGACACACUUCAAGUAUGCGAGAUGAAAGACAGCAAAGUGAUGAUGAUGAGGGAGAGGAGGGUAUUCUUGUUUGAGCAGAUCAUCAUCUUCAGCGAAGUUGUGGAGAAGAAGAAGAACAUGGCGUCCUACAUCUACAAGAACUCUAUCAAGGUUUUAUUAUUUUCUAAUUGUCAUUAUAUUAUAUGA